ACAUAAUACAGUCCACACCUUAGAAUGUACCCAAGUCAUCUUCACAAAAACAAGACAAUGAUCUUCAUUUCGCCUCUUACCAUAUCAGUUACAGACACAGUUAACCAUGGCAAAAGUUCUGGACUCCCAUUUCUUAGCCAUAACUGCCAUUGUCACUGUGUUUUAUCAAUUCAGUUUCUUUGUUGUCACUGCUCUUCUUAAAUUCGAUAAAGUCACCGACUUUGCUGGAAGCACAAAUUUUAUCAUUCUUGCUGUAUUGACUCUAGUCAUCAAAGCUUCAUGGCAUUUUAGACAGGUAGUUUUGACGCUGCUUGUGGUAAUAUGGGGUCUACGCUUGGGGUUGUUUCUUUUAAUGAGGAUUUUGCAGUGGGGAGAGGACCGUCGAUUUGAUAAUAUGCGUGGAAAUCUGGGAAGGCUGGCAGUGUUUUGGAUCUUUCAGGCUGUGUGGGUAUGGACUGUGAGCUUACCUGUGACAAUUGUCAAUGCUAGUGACCAGAAUCCAUCUGUACAAGCAUCGGAUAUAAUAGGGUGGAUUAUGUGGUCGAUAGGUUUUUCUCUUGAAGCUACAGCUGAUCAACAGAAACUUGUAUUCAAAAGCUCACCAGGUAGUAGAGGCAAAUGGUGCAAUGUUGGAGUUUGGAAAUACACCCGUCAUCCAAACUACUUUGGAGAGAUUUUUCUAUGGUGGGGUAUUUUUAUCAGUUCGAUACCAGUUCUAAAAGGUGCUGAUUGGCUUGUUGUCAUCGGUCCAGUGUUCCUCACAUUGCUGCUCCUUUUUCUCAGUGGAAUACCAUUGCUUGAGGACUCAGCAGAUAAGAAAUUUGGCAGUGUGGAAGACUACAGGCUAUACAAGAAAGUUACCAGCCCUCUCAUCCCAAUGCCACCACAAGUGUAUGGAAAUCUGCCUUUGUGGUUCAAGAAGAUUUUCCUCUUUGAGUUACCUUUAUACAGCAGGAAUCUUCCUCAAGAAAGUUUAGUGGUGUAGGUCAAGCCAGUGAAAAAAGAAUGAAGAGAAGACGAAGUAUGUUGUUGAUGAAGACUUUUGCAGGCCGCAUAAAAUACUGACUGAUUGAACCAUAGCAUUGUGUCUGUGUUCUCUUGUGCUUGUGCAAUCUUGUUGUACAGAAUAGAAAUCCUUCACUUGCCCUAUUAUCAUGUUGAUUAUGUAGGCAUAUCAAAAUCCUGAUUUCAUGAAA
Molecule: messenger RNA, 1196 nt
Organism: Beta vulgaris subsp. vulgaris (sugar beet)
Lineage: Eukaryota; Viridiplantae; Streptophyta; Magnoliopsida; Caryophyllales; Amaranthaceae
Exons: 10
Coding region: 107-985 (292 amino acids)
Biological process (GO): lipid metabolic process
Cellular component (GO): membrane
Molecular function (GO): oxidoreductase activity, acting on the CH-CH group of donors
Source: RefSeq, a predicted model, not a curated record